ACCAGCCUGGACUGAUGGUGCUGGGGCGGUCUCUGCGCGCACAAAUACGCGCCCAGAAUAUCACAUUUGCUGGCACAAGCCUGUCUCGAGAGUGGAUUAAAACAGCCUAAAAGGUGGAGCAAAAAAAUAGUGAAGGUUUGUGGCGGCCGGAGUUUAAUCCUGUGCGCUGUCGGAGCCGGAGGGAGAAGGAUGGACAAGUGUCUGCUCUCGGAGCUGGCGCACUCCACAAACUACUGAUGGCUCGCAGGAACUUAUUGAUCUUUUUAACGGCAUAAAGACGCGCAGGAACCGACGGCUCCGACAGUUUAAUGGCGAUAACCGAGACAGAGACUCUCGUCCACGGGAACAGAAAUGCUGCUCCAACUUCUGCUGCGCAUCGCUUUAGCAGUCAUCUCAGCUGAGCUGUCUUCUGCAACAGCUACAACUAAAGCCCAAGUGAAGAACAACUCAGGUGUGACUCCAGCUGGACAGUGUGGGACUUGGGUGAAAGAAGCUGAUGGAGGGUAUUUCACCUCCCCCAACUACCCUGAGAAAUACCCACCUGAGAAGGAAUGCAUCUACAUUAUAGAAGCCGCGCCUCGUCAGUGCAUCGACCUGUUCUUCGAUACGAGGUACUCCAUCGAGCCAUCCUGGGAGUGCAGGUUUGACCACAUUGAAGUACGUGAUGGCCCCUUUGGUUUCUCGCCCAUCAUCGGCCGCUACUGUGGGCAGGAGAGCCCGUCCUACGUCCGCUCCAGCGGGAGGUAUCUCUAUAUCAAGUUUGUGGCGGACAGUGAGCUGGAGUCCAUGGGUUUCUCUGCCAGGUAUAACUUCACACGAGAUCCGGAGUUUAAAGACGUUGGGGUACUGCCAGCUUUACCAAACUGUGACUUUGAUAUGAGUGGUCCAGAGGGAUUUGUGGAUUCAGCGCAUAUCAGAGCACUAAAAACUGAAGCUGUGGACUGCAGGUGGUACAUCCGGGCCCCUCCCAAAGCUAAGAUCUACCUGCGAUUUCUGGAGUAUGAAAUGCACAACUCAAAUGAGUGCAAGCGCAACUUCGUUGCCAUCUAUGACGGCAGCAGCUCAGUUGAGCACCUGAAGAAUAAGUUCUGCUCCACCGUAGCCAACAAUGUCAUGCUGCUGAACUCUUUGGGCGUGGUGAGGAUGUGGGCGGACGAGGGGAGCAGGAAGAGCAGGUUCAAGAUCCUCUUUACAACUUUCCAUGAACCCCCGUGUGCAGGAGACACUUUCUUCUGCCACAGCAACAUGUGCAUUAACAACACACUUGUGUGCAAUGGUGUCCAGAACUGUGUUUACCCCUGGGAUGAGAAUCGCUGCAAAGAGAAGAGAAAACCCAGCAUCCUAGACACGCUGGACAACACUAACCUCACUAUCAUAGGAGUAACCUGUGGUCUGGUCGUCCUCCUGCUGGUCAUAUCUGUUAUCAUCCAGGUCAAACAGCCUCGUAAGAAAUAUGUUGUUCGCAGAGAUGACUUUGACCCUGCCCUCCUCCACCCUGGUUUUGAGCCACCACACUAUGAGCUCUGCACUCUGCGCCGCGCCCCCUCUGGAGACCUGACCGACGCCGGCAUGGCGGAGGACUUUGAGAAGUUCCACAAACUCAGACGCUCCGAAAGCAAAUGCAUCCGCGACCACCACUGUGGCUCUCACCACGGCAGCAUCCACGGCAGCAUCCACGGCAGCCGCAGCAACCUGAGCAUGCGGGAUGCCACAAUCGCCUCCGAUGGAGGAGCUAUUGUGCCGCCUUUGUCGCCAAUGAUGUUGAGCCAGAUGUCGCCGCACCUCUCUCACCAGAACACACCAGCAGGCAGACGCAGCAUCCUGGUGAUGAAGCACAGCUACUCUCAGGAUGGAGCCGAAGGGUACAGAGCAGAGGACGAGGAGGAUGAUUUGAUGAUGGAUAUGGGUCCCGCUAACAGCCAGCACCACAUGCACCACCAUCAGAUGCACCAUGGGAUGUCAGGGCUGGAUCACACAGUCCAUCGUACACUGUCAAACGACUUUUAAAUUACUGUAGGGUUAAAUGCAUCUAAAGAAUAAUCAUUCUAUAAACAAGAAUACAUGAAAACAAAUGGAAAGGAUUUAAAGAGAUAUAUUGGAUUACAAAAUAUUAAAUGCAAUUUAGUUUUUUUCCUAAAGAGGCAUAUAACUUUCACUUUUGAUGUGUUAUUACUGCUGAUCAGAACAGUUCUGGCUGAAGCGAAUCCAGCUGAAAUACAAGUUUGACAUUAAAUGAGUAGAAACAGAGCACACUGAAGUUUGUGAAACCAACACUCACUUGUUUCUUCCGAGCCAAAGAGUUAAGUAUCCAUCAAGGAUGGAUCAAAGAUGGAUCUGAAUGCAUAGAUACAAAUAUUAAUGGCAGCUGGAAUACUAGAUCACUUUCCCCAAUUUUUUCCCUUUUUGUUCCUGAUGUUUUGAUUUUUACCUAUAGUAUCAUGUACAAUAUACUAUAUCAUAUUUAUAUCAAUUUUGUGAAUUUAAUUAAUAUAAUGAUUACAGUUUUCCUUUACUUUUGGCAUUAUUGCAUCACCAAAGCAAGGAACAAAUGUGUCCGUUAAUGGUAGACAUCUUCUGUGUUGACAUCUGAUUCAUGCCAUCCCCUGUCUGAUUCCUUUGUAUUUAUUUGAU
This is a messenger RNA of Cololabis saira (Pacific saury), 2631 nucleotides long. Its product is annotated as neuropilin and tolloid-like protein 1. Gene Ontology annotation, molecular function: protein binding. The record is from RefSeq and is a predicted model, not a curated record. The coding region runs from base 352 to 2007 and encodes 551 amino acids. Lineage: Eukaryota; Metazoa; Chordata; Actinopteri; Beloniformes; Belonidae. The transcript has 10 exons.